Labrus mixtus (cuckoo wrasse) is the source of this 2108-nucleotide messenger RNA. Its product is annotated as photoreceptor-specific nuclear receptor-like. Gene Ontology annotation, biological process: negative regulation of transcription by RNA polymerase II; anatomical structure development; positive regulation of transcription by RNA polymerase II. NCBI's taxonomy places the organism in Eukaryota, Metazoa, Chordata, Actinopteri, Labriformes, Labridae. The record is from RefSeq and is a predicted model, not a curated record. Gene Ontology annotation, molecular function: nuclear receptor activity; RNA polymerase II cis-regulatory region sequence-specific DNA binding; zinc ion binding. The coding region runs from base 310 to 1620 and encodes 436 amino acids. The transcript is spliced from 8 exons.
CACUGACGGACCCCAGAGAGAGGAAGGACGCACAACCUGUUGACGAGGAAACAAGUGUGAGCUCGACUUGGUGGCAGGACCACCGACCUAUCUGCAGCUCCACACAGAGGAGGCCCUGCAGGGGGACCCAACCCGACCCGCCAUCUGCCCAACGGAGGCCUCACAGCGACACAUUUCUCCCCCAAAGGAGGAACUUUUUCUGUGUAUUCCAGGACAUUUCAUCCUAAAAGCUCCGGAGAAGAGGAAUUAAAGUUCUUACAUUUCCUUGUCAUCAUUCUAAGAGACAUUUUUGAUACAACAAUUAGAAAAAUGAUGGAGGAUCACCUGUCCAAGAUCCCCAUGAUGUCGUCCCAGUCCCCCGCUGAGUCCACGAUGAGCGGAAACACAGACGACAGCAGAGGAGCCAAGAGUCCGGCCCCGGGGAAAGCUCUGAGCCCGGCGCUGGUCUGCAAAGUGUGCGGAGACACCAGCAGCGGGAAACACUACGGCAUCUACGCCUGCAACGGCUGCAGCGGCUUCUUCAAACGCAGCGUGAGGAGGAGGCUCAUCUACAGGUGUCAGGCAGGUACAGGAAUGUGUCCAGUGGACAAAGCUCACCGUAACCAGUGCCAGGCGUGUCGGCUGAAGAAGUGUCUGCAGGCCGGCAUGAACAAAGACGCCGUGCAGAACGAGCGUCAGCCCCGCAGCACAGCUCAGGUCCGUCUGGACUCCAUCGACAUGGACCCAGAGAAGGAGCACCUGGCCACCACACGGGAACCCACCUCCUCCUCUUCCUCGUCUUCCUCCACCUCCUCCUCUUCCUCCUCCAGCAGCUCUGUCAUCACGUGGCCCCACAUCAGCUCCUCCAUGUCCAUCACCUCCUCUGUGGCCCCCCAGCGCUGCGUCAGCCCCCAGAACAACCACCGCUUCAUGGCCAGCCUCAUGACGGCCGAGACCUGCGCCAAGCUGGAGCCUGAAGACGUCGACGAGAACGUUGACGUGACGAGCAACGAGCCGGAGCGAGCCUCCUCGGAGUACCACAUGGCUCUGUACCCGUCCAGCUCCGAAAAUGUGUACGAGACCUCGGCCAGGCUGCUCUUCAUGUCGGUGAAGUGGGCGAAGAACCUGCCCGUGUUUUCCAACCUGCCGUUCAGGGACCAGGUGAUCCUGCUGGAGGAGGCGUGGAGCGAGCUCUUCCUGCUCUGUGCCGUUCAGUGGUCUCUUCCUCUGGACAGCUGCCCCCUCCUCUCUCUGCCCGACCUCUGCCCCGGCAUGCAGGGCAAAACCAGCUACACCAGCCUGGACCUGCGCCUCUUGCAGGAGGUCUUCAGCCGCUUCAAGGCUCUCGCCGUCGACCCCACUGAGUUCGCCUGCCUCAAGGCCAUCGUGCUCUUCAAGCCAGAGACUCGUGGUCUAAAGGACCCAGAACAGGUGGAGAACCUGCAGGAUCAGUCUCAGGUGAUGCUGGGACAACACAUCCGUUCACACUACCCGAGUCAACCAGCCAGGUUUGGAAAGCUGCUUCUUCUUCUUCCCUCUCUGCGUUUCGUGAAUUCGGAGCGGAUAGAGCUGCUGUUCUUUCACAGGACCAUCGGAAACACGCCCAUGGAGAAGCUGCUGUGCGACAUGUUCAAGAACUAAAAAAAAAAACCCAAACACACAUCACCCACAAACCCAAACAGUCAUCGGGUUUCCAGGGAGGAUGUCCGCUUCUUAUUUCUGUUUACAUUUCAGAGAUUCUGCGUGCUGUUAUUUCUUUAAUGGUCACUUUACAAUUGUUCAUGAAUGAAAAUUCAGGUCAGUUCUCGUCAUCAUGAUCGCUGAUUUAUUUGUACCAUAUGUAGACAUUGACUUGUAUCUGAAGGGAAUCACAGACACAUUUCAAACCUUGAGUCCUUUUUUUAUUUGUAUUUAACCAGGGAAAAAAGAUCGUUGAGAUUAAAAAUCUCUUUUUCUAAGAGUGUCCCAACCCGGACAGGCAGCAUCACCACUUCAUCCUCUUGUGUGUUUUUUUUUUUGUGAAUGCAGUCAUUGUUUAGAGAUAGGUGAACUGUAAAUAUCUGCUUUUAUUAUUGUCACUGUUACUUUCAUGUUUUCAUGUCCUGAUACAGUAAAACAUGCUGAAAUAA